Messenger RNA from Anastrepha obliqua, 3644 nucleotides. Its product is annotated as zinc finger protein DPF3. The transcript is spliced from 2 exons. The record is from RefSeq and is a predicted model, not a curated record. NCBI's taxonomy places the organism in Eukaryota, Metazoa, Arthropoda, Insecta, Diptera, Tephritidae. The coding region runs from base 518 to 1645 and encodes 375 amino acids.
AACGUGAACAAUCGAUAUUUAUCGAUAACAAACGUGUCAUCACCUGUCGUCUAAAAAUGUCAUAGCAAAACGGAAACGGCGAAAGUUGUGAAAAAAAAGAACAGCAGGAUUAUUAAUGUGUGAAGUGGUGAAAGGAGUGUCGAAGAAGAAAUAUAAGGAAUUAAGUUUUUUACGGAAUUUAAUUAAUAAAAUCUCUAGAUACCCAUUAAAAAUGUUGUUAAAAUCUUUACGCUCAAAAGCGUAAAUGCAUCGGUAAAAUUAAUAGAACGCAAAAUAAAGAGAAACGUUUGCUUAGUAGAAUUUGAAAAUCAAAGCAGAAAUCCACAAAUAGAUAAGAACAUAAUUUGAACUGUGACGGCACAGCAACAGCCACCUCACACAGCAACUGUUGCUGCUGCCGCUGUCGCUGCAACCUACACGGCCUUUGGGCAACGCAAGCCCUUUAGGCAAGAAUUUUUUUUUGGUAUUUGAUUUGCGAUUAGAGGCUAUUUUAGGUGAUACACUGCUGACAGCAAACAUGACCUCAGCCGUGGAUAUACAAAUAGUUUCGGCACCCAACCUGAAUAAAAUUGAAAAUUUCUUCAAAGAUGUUUCGUAUCGCGAGACAAUCGAAUUCAGUGCUAACUUUAAUACACGUCUGUGUUUGGAACGCCGACUGCGCGUACCUUUUUUCGAUCCUCAAACCCGUGUUGCACAAAAUCAUUCACAUCUCUUCAUGGACAAACGGCAACGGAUGCCAGGGUUUCGUCAAGGGCAAAUCUACACAUACCCGGCAACGCGUUGGCGCAAAAGCCGGCGCCAGUAUCUGAAUAAAAUGUACCGGUUUCCCGAUCGGCCAUUUCAAGCAUUGCGCAAAGAUAACGAAACCAGCGCACAUAAUAUAACCACUGGCCUAGUUACGUCGCCUUUGGUUGGGUCCAGUGUUAGCUCGAUACUUGAUGCCGAUUUGAAUGGCACAUUGCUAGAUGAAUCGCUCUCUUUGGGCGCAGCUGGUGGCGACACAUCAGACAGCAAAGAUAGUCAGCAAUUAAUAGUGCAGCAACAGCAAGCGCACCAACCGCUGAAGGAUGACAUGUCAAAGGAAUGGUUCUACGAUGAUAUUGAAAUUAACGAGCUAGACACACUGGAAGAUCCCAAGUCACCUGCCGAUGAUGAAUUCGACUAUGAUCCACGUUAUGGCACCAAAAAGCGUCGAAAGCGGCGUCCAAAUAAACGCAACUCAACUGGAAUGGGCGAGGGAGGCGGCAGCGGCGCCGGCGCCGGCGGUGGUGGACGGCGUCGUACUGGCGGGCAUCGCGGCCGAAGCUCGGCGGCCUCUACACCAGCAACCGUUUCUGAUGCAUCACUCUCGGCACUGGACACAAAUGAUGGUAACAGCAGUGGCUUAACUGGUGACAUUACAGCAACACCAACAUCGAGUAGUGGUACUGGGCGGCGACCGCGAGGUACAGGUGGCACGCGUGGGCGUCGUCGUACAAAAGUGAACAAUUUAAAUGUCUGUGAUCCGCCUAGCCCGGGAUUGAAUAGUGAACCGCCCUCCUUUGAAAGUGCUGCAGCGGCGGUGGGUGUGAUGGGUGAUCUAACAGGUGUUGGCGUUGUGAGUGAUGAGCAAGCCGAUUUAAGGAAUUAUCGCAAGUUCCUGUAACAAAGUGGCCACGUUGCCAGUUGCGCGAAAAUUUUACAGCGUAAAAAAGAGAAAAACAAAGCUAAUUGGUUGUUGGAUAUUUAGUUGUUGAAAAGUCAAUUUAUGUUGUGUCAUUACCUUGCACAGCAAAACAAUUCCACGCACUAUUUUUUUAAACUUAAGAUGUCAAUUUGUCGCACGCUCAAUGCAAUAGAGACACAACUCGGAAACUUGCGUUGGCACGGUUGCAUUCACAAAUAAAAUGGAAUUGCAUUCAUAUUUUCGCAGACAUAAAUAAUUUAGAUUUGUUGUUUUGAUAGGAUGCCGAGUUUGCUGUGAAGCUACAGAACAGCCAGUACUACCGAACCUAACCUAGAAUUUCAUGCCAAGCGUUUUUAUAGCAGAAAGCCAUAGCGCCUAGAAUGCUUGAGAAAUCUAGCUUAAGCGCAAAUUGUACUGAGUGUUUCAAAUAAAAAGCAACAAAAAACUCAAAACUGCGAGUUGUUACCCUCUUGCAUUGCGUGUGCGAUAUGCAAGUGCGUAGUGCGCUUGUCUGCGUCGAAAUCAAACUGAAUUCACACAGGACACUUAUGAAUGAUUCGGUGUCAAGAGAUGCGUGAAGGCGGUAAAUUGCAUGGCUUAAUUGGAAAAAUAUUUAUAAAAUUAGCGACAUACAUUUAACCAAAGCACCUAAUCUGAAUUGUGGAAACAUUUUUAUUUUUUCAUGCUGAUGAAUCUAUGAAUUGUUAAGCACUUUCGCACAGAAUUUUUCUUUAUAUAUUAUUUUAUAUAUACUUGAUAACAAUUGCUUUAAAAAUGCAUUAGAAAACAAAUUACAAUUCUAUCUGAAUUAGAUUUUAUAUAAGCGCGUGGCUGUCUAAUGUGAAAGAGAAUUGUUAUCACACAAAUAUAGUAUGCAUAUAUGUGUAUGUAUGUAUAUGCAGAAUUUCGCAAAACGUUACUAUGCUCACAGCAACAAUGAACAAUAGAGAGUUGAUUUACAAGCACGCCUUUGUUAUUGUACCCAAACUAAGAGCAGAUUAUAAUAGUAAAUUGUUUUUAUUUUUAUUUUUACUUCUUAAUUUGUUAUUUAAAAAAAUAGCUAUGUGAAUUAUUAGCAAAAUGAAAUAAGAUUAUUAUACUUAUUUAAAAUAUAUGUAUGUAUUUAUACUGACCAGAGAAACUAUUGAUUCGCGGCUUGUGUAUAUUGCUUUGAAUUGUAGAAUAUCUUUACGUACUAUACAAAAAUAUGUUUGUAUGUUUGUAUUUAUUGAUAUGAAUACGGUUUCCUUUGUAUUGCACGCAUAUGUACAUAUGUAUAUAAAAUACCUAAUUAGUUACAUAAAUAUAAAUUUAGCAUAUGCGCGCUGGACAAAUACACACAUACAUAUGUACCAUAUACGAACUUCAUUGUUAUGUAAUUUAUACACACAAACAAAUACGACUAAAUGUAAUUUACAUGAAUUGAAACAAUUUACCACUUACAUACAUAUAGAACUAUUUACUGAAAUGGAUCAAUCAUUAAAUGAGAUGACUUUGAAGCUAAUACACAAAUGCGUGUAGAGCAGCAUUUUAACAGAAUUUUACGAAAGCAUUUGAACAUCUUAUUAAUACAUAUGUACAUACAUAUAAUAAAUACUACGAGUAUGAAGUCCGCCAAGCGGCAAGAAAUCAUAAAUAAAACAAAAACUGAAUAAAAGCACAUUUGAAGCGAGAGAGUGAAUAUAUCGAACUUUAAGCUACGAAGGCGAUUUUCGAAUAUUUAAUACAAAUUUAUCACUUAAAUAGCUGUUAGCUGGCCCCUGAUGUUUUAUAUGAGACGUUGCAAUGUUGUAUGUUAAAUCACUUUUCACACCUUUACCGUUAUCAAUUAUUUACAAAACGAAAUAAAAAUGCAAAUAGCUUAGCGCAAUUCAACUUUUUACAUUCACUUGCAAAUAAUGAUUACUUAAGUUUUACAAAAUCAAAAAAACAACAAAAAAAUAUAUAUACAUAAAUGCAUAAAUUAAAUGAAUGUGUA